This is a messenger RNA of Microcebus murinus (gray mouse lemur), 5411 nucleotides long. The record is from RefSeq and is a predicted model, not a curated record. NCBI's taxonomy places the organism in Eukaryota, Metazoa, Chordata, Mammalia, Primates, Cheirogaleidae.
CUAAGCAGAUAGUGCCAGGCCAGUUCCUGGCUCUCGGAGAGCUGUUUUUCUCUUUUCCAGUAAUGAUAUGAACACACUGGAAACAAGGGAGGAAAAGCUGCCUGACUCCUUUCCCUACCUUGUCAGAGUGCUCACGGGCCACAGGGAGCUUCCAGUGGGCUCCUGUUCUGAACAAGCCAGUAGGUUAGGGGACCCCUGUGCAUGUGCCUCUGGAAGUUCCGUCCUUGACCCCCAAAUAAACCGUGAGGAGGAGACAGUUAUUCAUCCUCCUUUGCCAACAGCUGAGCCCGCUGAGGGGAGCCCGUGAGAGAUGAGGACCAAGAGAGUAGACCAUGCACUCUUUGUAGAAGAAUGGAUGUGUUAACAUUCAACCAAUUUGCAGUACUCCUCUGGAAAAAUUUUACCUUAAAGAGGAGGAACUUCAUUAGUUUAAUAUUGAAAGUCAUCGCAAUAUUGGUGAUUGCACUAGUGUUUUUGCUAUUCCGUUCACUUACUCCUAUAGAUUUUAUUGGACCUCUCAAUUUCACUUCUCAACCCAUCAGUACUCUGCCUUCUUUCCUCAAAUAUCCCAGUGAAUGGGAAUUGAUUUACAUACCUUCUAAUAUUGAUGUGGUAAAAGAAAUCACCGAGAAUGUGAAAAGGAAUCUAAACAUCAGUAUAAAAGUUCGAGGCUUUUCUUCAGAAACCGAGUUUGAGAAUUACAUUCACUAUGAUCCUGAGUCUCAAAAAGUGCUGGCUGCCAUUGUUUUUGAUUGUGACUUCAGAAACAGCAGUGACCCUCUGCCUCUUCAGGUAAAAUAUCAUCUGCGUUUUAUGAAGGUACUGAAGGCCAUUUUAUUGUCAGAUGGCUUAGGCUGGCAAACAGCAUCUCUCUUUCCUAAUGGUCUCUCUGACGGACCCAGGAACCCAUAUCAACCUGAUGGAGGAAAUCCUGAGUAUAUCAAAGAAGGGUUCCUGGCUGUACAGCAUGCAUUGGAUAAGGCCAUCAUGCUGUAUCAUGAGAGCAGUGCUGGAAAAAAGCUCUUUGAUAGUAUUAGCAUCUUUGUACAGAGAUUUCCAUACCCACUUCAUUCUCAUGAUAGCUUACUUUGGAUCAGCAGUCGUUUCCUCCCUUUGGUAUUCAUACUCACAUUCGCUCCAACCGUACUUUCCAUUGUGCGAGCCAUUGUGUGGGAAAAAGAACAAAGAUUGAAGGAAUACCAGCUAAUAAUUGGACUAAAAAACUGGAUGAUCUGGGCUACGCAUUUCUUCACAUUCUUCCUUUUAGAUAUCAUUAUUAUUGUUGUGAUAUGUAUGUUAUUCUGUACUAAGGUUGUAAAUGAGCCAAUCUUCCGCUACAGUGACUGUAGUUUUAUCUUUGUCUUUUUUGUGUGUUACGCCAUUGCUUCAAUAUUCUUUGGCUUUAUGGUUAGCACAUUCUUCAGUAACGUCCACUUUGCUGCUCCUGCUGGAAACUUUCUAUUUUUUGUCAGUUUCUUUCCAUUUAACUUUAUUUCUCAGCACUAUGGAAACAUAAUCCUCACUAACAAGUUAGCUGCCUGUCUCAGCUCAAAUGUUGCAUUUGCACUAGGGCUUAAACUUCUGCUCCAGAUGGAACUAAAAGGUGUUGGUGUUAAAUGGAAUAACCUUUGGACACCAGCCACUCUUGGAGAUAACCUCAUCUUUGGCUAUUUGUUGGGAAUGCUUUUACUUGAUGCUUUCUUGUAUGGCUUAGCUACCUGGUAUAUAGAAUGUGUCUUUCCAGGGCAGUUUGGUAUGCCCCAACCAUGGUACUUUUUCCUCAUGCGUUCAUACUGGUUUGGCGAACCAAGAAUUACAAAGAAUGAAGAAGAAAUCGAAGCCAGUAGCAGCACUGAAAGUUAUUUUGAGGAUGAACCUACUAAAUUGGUGGCAGGUAUCCAGAUCAAACAUUUGCACAAGGAAUUCAGACAAAAAACAUUAGUAAACAACUUGUCUUUGAAUAUAUAUGAGGGGCAGAUCACUAUUCUUCUGGGACAUGAUGGGGCAGGAAAGACCACAACUUUGAAUAUUCUCACAGGUCAGUAUCCUCCUACCAGAGGAGAGGCCUGUAUUAAUGGAUAUUAUAUUUCAAAUGACAUAAUUAACAUUCGAAAAUCCUUGAGCUUCUGCCCACAGCGUGACUUGCUAUUUCCUGACUUCACUGUAUCAGAACACCUUUAUUUCUACUCUGUGAUAAAAGGAAUACCUCAAAAGAUGUAUCCUAUAGAAACCGACCAUAUGCUGUCUAUUUUUAACCUGCUAGAAAAACGUGAUACAUUUUCACAGUCACUGACUGAAGGAAUGAAGCGCAAACUCUCCAUCAUUAUAGCACUUUUAGGGGGCUCCAAGGUGAUGAUACUUGAUGAACCAUCACGUAGCAUGGACCCAGUCUCAAGGAGGGUCACCUGGGACCUCCUUCGGCAGUAUAAACACAAUUGUACCAUUUUGAUGACCACCCACUACAUGGAUGAAGCUGACAUCUUGGGUGACCGCAUUGCCAUCCUGGUCAAGGGGACCCUGAAGUGUUGUGGCUCAUCAGUCUUCCUGAAACAUAUAUAUGGUGCUGGAUAUCACAUAGUCAUGAAGAGGGAACCACAUUGUGACAUUGAAGAAAUCUCUGCAAUAAUUCAUUCUCAUGUUCCAGAUGCCACUUUGGAGAAUGAUAUUGGAGCUGAAUUAUCAUAUAUCCUACCCAAAGAGUAUACACAAAGAUUUGAAGCUCUGUUUAAUGAUCUGGAAAAGAAACAGAAAGAGCUUGGCAUCACCAACUUUGGUGUUUCAAACACUACCAUGGAAGAAGUCUUCCUUAAGGUCUAUAUACUGGCACAUUUCCAAAGAAAUACUCAGCGCAUCCAGUCCCUUUCCUUGAAGAGCCGAAACAUAAGACGAGACAAGAAUCAGAAGAUGAACAUACCUAUAAAUUAUGAGAGACCAUUUUCUUCCAGCUUGAAUGACCUUGCUACUAUUAAAUUCAAUAGUGGGUUUCCACUUUACUUCCAGCAGUUUUGGUCCAUGUUUAUAAAAAGGGCACUAUUUACUUGGCGCAGUUGGAAGUUGAUGUUGCUACAAAUAAUAGUAAUUUUGGUUGUUACUACAUAUCUUUUAAAAACUCAGCACAUAACAUCUGGUUAUGACCCUGGCCGGGAAAUGGAUUUGAGUCAAUAUGGUCAAACCAUUGUGCCUUACUCAGUUUCAGGGAAUUCAAGUUUGGCUCUGGAUCUCAUAAAGAACCUUGAGAUUUUUUUAAAACCUAAGAACCAAAAACUACAGGAAGUGCAAGGUAAUAUAACAGAUUACAUAAUGGAAAAUAAAAAGUGUCUUGAAGUCUGCAUUAUUGCACUUUCCAUUAAGGUCGAAAAAUACAAAACAGUAAUUACUAUUUUGUUCAAUAAUGAGGCAUACCAUUCAGCUGCAACAUCCUUGGCGGUGUUAGACAACAUUCUUUUUAUGUCUCUUUCUGGCCCAAGUGCUUCCAUUACAGUCUCCAACAAGCCUCAACCUCAGCCUCUUUAUCAUUCUAACAUAAAACCUGCACGUGGAUCACAAGUAGUAUUAUCUUUGGCAUUUGGCAUGGCUGUUAUGGUCAGUAACUUUUGUCUCCAGACAUCAACUGAGAGAAUCAGUAAGGCAAAACAAAUCCAGUUUCUAAGUGGGGUCUAUUUACUUCCUUAUUGGCUCUCUGCUUUGUUGUGUGAUCUCAUCUACUACUUCCUUCUCUGCUGCUUACUAGUGGGAGUAUUCAUAUGUUGUAGAAUGGAUGCCUUUGUUGUGGAAUACCACUUUCUGGAUGUGAUGUUGAUCUUUAUGCUGUACGGAUGGUGCGCUAUUCCUCUCAUGUAUCUUGGAAGCUUCCUGUUUUCUAGUAGUACUGCUGCCUACAUCAAGCUCACGCUCUUUAACUACUUUUCAACCGUUUUCAGUCUUGUUGUUCACAAGUUAAUAAAACACAAUGACAAGGUGUUUUCUAAUUUCACCAAGAACUUGAUAAGAAAUAUAUUCAUGAUAAUUCCUAAUUACAACUUUGCAAUCAGUCUCAGCAUGUUAUUUGAUGACUUUGAGGUGAAAAGACUGUGUGCCAAACACUUUCGAAGCGCCUACCUGAACUGCAGUAAGCCAUUUACCCAGAACAACAUAUAUAGUUUUGGAGAACAUGGGAUUGCAAAGUUUUUGAUUGCAUUUGCUGCCAUGGGUUUAUUUUAUCUCCUCUUACUUUUGUCUCUGGAGAUUACAUUCUGGAACCUGAAAAACUUUGUCCUUCAUAACAUUGUUUAUAAUGCCUACAAGAAAUUCAUAAAGUUCCAGGCUGUAGUGUCCAACAAAGUAAUCAAGAAAUAUGGGGAUGAAGAUACAGAAAAUGAAAGGAAGAAGGUCCUGGAACUGCUUCAAACAUUACAGGAAAACCCAGUGCUUCUUAAAGAACUUACAAAGAUCUAUUUUAAGUGUCCUGUAGUAAAAGCUGUAAGAAACAUCUCCCUUGUAGUCAAUAAGUCAGAGUGCUUUGGGUUACUUGGAUUAAAUGGAGCUGGAAAAACCACUGUAUUCAAAAUGUUGACUGGAGAGGAGACCACCACGUCUGGAACUGUGUUAAUUAAUGGCAUUAGCAUCACUGAAAAUAUCAGAAAGGUUAGGUCAAGAAUUGGCCAUUGUCCUCAAUCUGACUGUGUGCUGAGCCACAUGACAGGUCGGGAAUUGCUGAUCAUGUAUGCUAGGUUAUGGGGGGUCCCUGAGCCUAGCAUUUACAAAUAUGUGGAAGCCUUUUUGUGUUCAAUGUGCCUGAAAACCCAUGCUGAUGAGUUUGUCUACACAUACAGUGGAAAAAGCAAGCGUAGGCUGUGUACUGCUAUUGCCCUAAUGGGAAAGCCUUCAAUUAUCUUCUUGGAUGAGCCAUUAGCUGGCAUGGACCCAAUAGCCCGGCGCCUACUCUGGGACACAAUUACAUGGAUGUGUAAAACUGGUAAAACUAUCAUCAUAGCUUCCCACAGCAUGCGAGAAUGUGAGACCUUGUGUACUAGGCUGGCCAUCAUGGUAAAGGGGAGGUUCACAUGCCUAGGCAGCCCUCAGCACCUCAAGAACAAGUUUGGUAAUAUAUAUACUCUGACAGCAAAGAUUAAGACUAAUACAGAUGAAGAUAAAGUAGAGGAGGAGUUUAAAGAAUUCAUCAAAACAACUUUCCCAGGUAGCAUGAUAAACCAGGACUGUCAAGGGAUUAUUGGCUACUACAUUCCCAGCCAGGAAAUUCACUGGGGAAAGGUGUUUCGUGUUUUGGAGGAAGCUAAAAUUCUAUUUCAUGUAAAAGACUAUUCUGUCCGUCAGAUAACAUUGGAACAAAUCUUCCUGACUGUUGCUAAUACUGAUAAAAUGGAAAGUGAUUUAUUAAUAAAGCUGCUUUGAGAUUCAGUUCCAACCAGCAA